ACUAAUAUGCUAUAUUUGCCAAUGCAAUCUUAUAUUAAAACCCUUUCAACUUCCAUUUUUUCUCACACAUUUUCAUUCAAUCCGAGGCUUUCACGAGCCUCGUGAAAGUGUGUCUGUGUUCCUCAUUCUCAAUUAUGACACAUUUGAUCAAUUUAAUCAAUGUUGUUGUAAUUCUCUUUAUCCUGUUCCUUGCCGCGGAAGCCAAACCUAAACGUCACAUACAAUACAGACAUCGUCCCAGGUUUCAUAGAAAUCCUUUACUCCCAAGAUUUCCACCUUUUGAUCUACCUCCAAAUGAUGAUGAUGAUAAUAAUAACAACAACGAUGAAACUCCCAUUCUUAAAGAUCCUAUUCCUAUAAAGGAUGUUGUAAAAAAGCUUGAUUUUGCAAUAGCUUCUAUUGGUCAAUGGGAGAUAAUUUCACAGGAUUCUGGUGUAUCAGCAAUGCAUGUUAAUUUGUUACCUACAAAUAAAAUCAUUAUAUAUGAUGCUAAGGUUUAUCGGAUGUCGAGAAUCAGAUUACCAGAAGGAGAACCAUGUGUUCCAUUCAAAGAUUUACAGACUCAAGAAGAUAGAAUUGAUUGUUUUGCUCAUUCAGUUGAAUAUGAUAUUGAAACAAAUCAAAUUAGACCCCUCAAGAUAAAUGGCGGAGAUCCUUGGUGUUCGUCGGGAGGACUUACAGCCGACGGUACCUUCGUGAGUACAGGUGGUUUCGCCGACGGUGGAAAAACCAUUAGACACUUUGGUGGUGGUUGCCAAGAUUGCGAAUGGAGGGAAUAUGAUGAGACAUUGGUUGAUGAAAGAUGGUAUGCAACUCAACAACUUCUUCCAAACGGAGAAAUCAUAUUGAUCGGAGGACGAAGAAGUUUUAGCUACGAGUUUCUUCCCUUACAAGAAGGACAGAGAGCAGAACAAUCUUACUUUUUUCCAUACUUAUACGAAACAUCUGACUUUGAUGAGAACAACUUAUAUCCUUUCGUGCAUCUUUCGACCGACGGAAACCUCUUUAUCUUUUCGAACAAUCGUUCCCUCCUUCUGAAUCCAACUAACCACAAAGUAGUACAUACGUUCCCGGUUUUACCCGGGGGCUCGCGUAACUAUCCUGCCUCCGGUAUGUCGGCGCUUCUACCGAUAGACCUCAACGCGGAAACCAUCAAGGCGGAAGUCAUCGUCUGCGGUGGAAACCGCCCCGAGGCUUUCUUUUUAGCCGAAACAAAGAAAAUAUUCCUUCCAGCUCUUCAAGAUUGCGGUAGGUUAACAAUCUCCGAGCGGUUCCCUCAAUGGGAUUCCGAAAUGAUGCCAUCAAGGAGAACCAUGGGAGACGCUCUAAUCCUUCCGAACGGACAGCUUUUGUUCAUCAAUGGUGCACAGUUAGGUACAGCUGCAUGGUGGGAUGCUGAAGCACCGAAUUACACACCUGCUUUAUAUGAACCAGAAAAGCCUAAGGGGUUGAGAUUCAAGGUGAUGAAAGCUACUCGAAUUGCAAGAAUGUAUCAUUCAACUUCCGUGGUACUUCCUAAUGGAAAAAUUUGGGUUGGUGGAAGUAACACACAUGAUACUUAUAAAGAUAAAGUUAAGUAUCCAACUGAGACUAGGGUUGAAGCAUUUUCUCCACCUUAUUUGGAUGAGGCUUUUUCUAAAUAUAGGCCACAAAUUAACGAAGUUGCAUCUCAGAAAGUGUUGAGAUAUGGAGAUUUAUUUGAAACUGAAUUUUCAGUGGAAGAUGGGUUUGGCUUGACAUCAAAUGAUAUAAAGGUGACAAUGUAUGCACCACCUUUCACUACUCAUGGUUUCUCCAUGGGUCAGAGACUUGUGGUUCUCAAGAUUGAUGAGUUCAUUGAACAAGAGCAAGGAAAUUACAGGGUUAAGAUGGCGGCGCCGCCGUCGGGGGCUAUUGCUCCUCCUGGAUAUUACUUGCUCUUCGUUGUCCACCGUGGUAUACCGAGCACAGGAACAUGGGUGCACAUUCAAUAGAAGUAGAACAAACUCUAUUUCUUAUCAUUAUUUUUUUUUUCUUUUUUUGAAUUUUUUUCAAGAAAAAAAUGUAAACACGAAAAUCUCUUUAUUUGGAGUUACUAGAGAAACAGAAGAACAUUUUCAUUCUUAGAAGGCUUCAAAUGUUUUAUUGGUUAACAAUACAGAGUCAUGUUUAUAAAAAGGGUUUACAUGCAUGACAGUUACACUUGGAAUAGAUGAAUAAUCCCAUAUAUUACUCAUUAAUGAUUA
Lathyrus oleraceus (garden pea) is the source of this 2225-nucleotide messenger RNA. Its product is annotated as aldehyde oxidase GLOX1. The record is from RefSeq and is a predicted model, not a curated record. Lineage: Eukaryota; Viridiplantae; Streptophyta; Magnoliopsida; Fabales; Fabaceae. The transcript has 3 exons. The coding region runs from base 135 to 1973 and encodes 612 amino acids.